Ogataea angusta is the source of this 1011-nucleotide messenger RNA. RefSeq lists its product as uncharacterized. The transcript has a single exon. Gene Ontology annotation, molecular function: triacylglycerol lipase activity. NCBI's taxonomy places the organism in Eukaryota, Fungi, Ascomycota, Pichiomycetes, Pichiales, Pichiaceae. The record is from RefSeq and is a predicted model, not a curated record. The coding region runs from base 1 to 1011 and encodes 336 amino acids.
AUGGGAAUCAACAAACAAUUCAGUUCACGGCCUUUACGCUACCCAUUUGCGUUCUACCGGAAUGGGUCUCAUCAACCGAAACUCGAAAGAACAAAAGAAAACCUAAGCCAAACAACUUCACAGCUAUACAAAUUCAACAGCUUUCGAGAUGAAUACCAGAUACCGAAGUAUCCAAUUGUUCUUUGUCAUGGGUUUUCGGGAUUCGAUAGUCUUGUUAGCUUACCCGCAGUCGAGCUCUUCCACAAAGCUAAGAGUAAAGAAGCAUCUGCUAGGGAAAUGGCACAAGAGGCAGACACUAAAAUUGAGUUCUUUGAAUACUGGCACGGAAUUCGUAAGGAGCUAAGGGCGCGUGGAUGUCAGGUUUUGGUAGCCAAGGUGCCCCCAUUUGCUACGAUAGAAACGAGAUCCAAAAUUUUGAACGAGUUUAUCAAACACAAAAUAGCCACACGCUUUCCAAGUGCCACGCAGCCUGUCAAGGUCAACCUGAUUGCCCAUUCCAUGGGAGGCCUUGAUUGUCGAUACCUUAUUUCCGCUUAUGAACAAGAAAAUUUUGAGAUUGUCUCGUUGACAACGGUAUCGACUCCCCAUAGAGGGAGCUACGCUGCCGAUCGCAUGCUUCAACUCAUUCCAACCGGCUUAGUUGACAGUUUUUUACCUUCCCUGAAAGAACUCACUUUAGAGAGUUGCGCUCGCCUAAAUAUACAUAUUACAGACGACCCCAAUGUCAAGUAUUUCAGCUAUGGUGCAACUUUCACUCCUGGUAUAUUCAAUGUUUUCUAUCCUACAUGGAAAAUGGUAUAUCCGAAAGAGGGCCCAAAUGAUGGCCUGGUGAGCAUCAAGAGUGCUAAAUGGGGCGAAUUUUUGGGGAGUCUAGAGAAUGUGGAUCAUCUGGAUCUUAUUAACUGGAUGAACAUUUCGAAACGUCUUAAAAUUGUGAUCGGAGCAGGGACCUUCAAUCCGGUCGCGCUAUAUCUUGAUAUUGUGGACAAUUUGGCGAAAAAGGGUCUAUGA